Ceraceosorus guamensis is the source of this 6807-nucleotide messenger RNA. RefSeq lists its product as hypothetical. The record is from RefSeq and is a predicted model, not a curated record. Gene Ontology annotation, biological process: nuclear pore organization. Lineage: Eukaryota; Fungi; Basidiomycota; Exobasidiomycetes; Ceraceosorales; Ceraceosoraceae. Gene Ontology annotation, cellular component: nuclear pore; nuclear pore inner ring. Gene Ontology annotation, molecular function: structural constituent of nuclear pore. The transcript has 4 exons. The coding region runs from base 214 to 6759 and encodes 2181 amino acids.
AAUUACAAUUUGAUCGCUGUGCGAACAUACAGAGCCACAGGUUGCGAGGCAGUGUACGUACCUCAUCAUCGGCUCGCGCUGAUGCUCUCUGCACAGACACAUUCGCCCCAGUAACUUCUUCCGCCAGCACCUGGAAGCUCUCGUUCACGUUGGGCAGGCACCUGCGCAUCUCCGCGUCGACGUGCACCUUCAUCGGAGGUUUAGCUCCGCAAGAUGCCGGCCUCAACAACGCCACCAGGCUCGGCCUCCAUCUCACCAGAGAGGUUCGCGAGGCUCUUCAGAAGCCUGAAUGCUGUCAUUGCAAAUCCGCAGCGGGGCGCAGCGAACCAUGACUGGUUCAUCAACGUGGGCAGACACGCGUCGGAACUUCUCAACUUCGGACGCGCUCGACCACCUUCUGAUGCCGAAAAGAAGGAGCUGCAGGCUGGGCACGUCACCAUUCACGGCACCAAGCACACCGUCAAUCAAGACUUUGCGCAGCAAUGCUUUUACCUCUCCUCCACUCUCAAAGUGUCGGAGCGAUACGCCGCAUCGCUGCUGCAAGCAGGAUUUGAAGGCAGAGCGCGCUAUGGAAGAAGCUCCGUGGAAGCUGCUCUGCUCAUAUAUCACCACGAGCGGAUAGCUGCCAUUGGCUGCUUGAAGGAGCUUGCUCGAUCUGCCAUGACCUUGGCUCACGAAGCAGAUGCGGCUUCCCAGCAAGUUGGCGCGCGCAUCGAGAGGCUUGUGUCGGACCUUGUAGAGGCGCAAAUCGACGUGCCUGCACUACCAGGCCGACCAGCGAAGACGCAGACCACUUUGCCCGAAAGGAUCCUCAUCGAGCUUGAUGCCACAAAAUUAGAAUUGCAAGCCCUCAAGGCGGAAAAUAGCAUCGGCGAGCGACUCGAGCUUAUUGUGCAAGAGCGUCAAGAACUCGGUCAGCUGCUGUAUUUGCUCUCUGCUUCGCGACGCUUGGCUCCUGCGCACAUCCUGGCCUUAACAAGGUGGUUGAGUUCGCAACAGGACCCUCAGGACGCCAUGGUCAUCUACGUCCUCGCAUCAUUGCUUGGUUGUCUCGAGGUACCGCCGACCGAGCACCCCGAUCUGGACCCGGAAUCCGCGCUGGCCCUGCACAAGGAGAUCACUGCCAAGGAUUGGACUCUUCCACAACUUCGAUGCGUCGUCCUUCUACAGUGGUCCGCACUACUUGCGAUGCCGAGCUUUUCAAACGAGAUCAAAGUUCAGGACGAAGAGAUCACCUCCCUGGUCAUUGGAGCCAUUGCUGGCGGGCCAGCUUACAAUAGUACCUCGAGAAGCGCCACAGUAGCGCCAAUGGCCGGCGAUGCGCUUGUCUUCGUAAUUCAGUAUGUUCUAGCAUUCAGACAACCAGCCUUUGAAGCUUCGCAAGGCUUCGAGGAAGGCACGGAAGCGCUGGCGACUCUGGCUCCGGGGAUGAGCGAAAGCGGCAUAGAUGCCGAGUUCCAAGAAUACGUGCUGACCCAGGUUCAAGAUCUGUUGAUUCGCCUCACCAACCUAUUCCUGCCGCUUUUCCGGAGACUUCAACGCGCCGAGGAAGAUGCAGAAUUCGGAUUCAAAGACUCGAAGAACAAGCCGGGACAAUCAAGUGACCCGCAAAGAUACGACAUCGAAGCUCUUUUCGACGCCAUCAGCUUGCUCUGUCGCGGCCGACCAGAUGCUGGCUUACGCUUUCUCGUCGAAUCGGAUGGGAGGCCAACCCGCUUCCUUGGCUGGGCGAUAGACGUAGAACAGCAUGGUCACCGGCGAGCAAUGUUGGACAUGGUUGCCUCGUUAGCAUCAGGUGCUGAAGGCGCCUGGCAGAUUCAUACCCUCCUCUCGUCGGAAGAUGGGGUCGGAGACCCUCGUCUUUUUUCUUGGGCCCGCUUGUUCGAUUGGCUGCAGUACACCUACACCCAAUUUCAGGAAUCGCUCAGCGCCUCUAGAGGUGGCGUGCUUAGAAGUCAGCUCAAAGUGGAGCGGGCCGACGAAAUCUUGUUGAAAUCGUUCCUCGGUGUGCUUCGAAACGUUGCUCACCAUAGCGUAGCCGCACGAGAUGCUCUUUAUCAGCAUACUGGGUAUGCUGCCCUCCAACGCUUGUUCAACCUCUACGUGUGCCCCACUUCGAUUGGCUUCAAAGCCUCCACUCUUCGGGCUUUGACCGCUUUCGCUCGCCCCGACGGUCCGAGCGCAGGCCGGAUUGCUGCCGACAUCUGGCAGCUGCUCGAGACGCACCAGGUCGUGGGCGACACAAAAGCUGCAGAAGAAGCACUCAGGGCACGCAUCGUCUCUGAGCGCGGCACCACCGGCACCGGUAUGUUUGGGCAGAGCAACAUCUCGAAUCAAAUGCAUAACUUUGCUUCCAGUGCGCUCGAAGUGCUCGAGCGGGAAGAAAGGCCUACACAAAACUUCGAGGCUACCGUGGCUCUCGUCGAUCUGCUCAAGGCUUUGCUUCAAACACCUGCCCCAAUGACUUCGGCGACGCCCACCGUCACCUCGGCGCUGGGUGCGAUGAAUUCCAAUCACGGUCAAGCAGCCUCUUUGGAGCAAAUCGUCGUCAGUUUGGGCCAAGCUCACCGCUCCCCUGGCCUCGACCCUUACGUCAACUUCGUCAUCGAAAGGGUACUUCUCGGUGCGUCGCGGGGCGAGGUCGCUCUCCCCGCCGACGCUUUACGCCUCAAAGCAAAAGCUCUGGGCUUUGUGGAGCGAUGUCUUGCUUGCUACAACCUGACCCCCCUCUUUGAAGCCGACGAAAGCGGUGUCUUGGAGCCGCGUGCCGUAGCGCAACUGCUGCUCCACCCUGGCUUCUCCAUCCUAAAACGACUUCUUACGAACACCACAUUGCUUAAAGAGUUCUUCGCGGUCAUUUGCCCGUCGGACGACUCUGGUUUCGAAGUCCUGAAUUCCGCAGGUUCCGGAGCUGGCUUCCAGGCUCAAUGCGUCGGACACGCUCUGCGCAUCUUCCAGCGCGUCAUGCAGCUCCAGGACGCUUUCUUGCAAGUCCUUCUGCCCGCUUGCAGUGACUUGCUUGCUUCGAACCAGGGCGCGCAGCUUGCGGCUUUCAAAGCUGCUGACAGGCUGGGACAGCCUGGUGCCUAUACACCUCUGGACACUCUCCUGCUGUACGAACACCGAGCCGUGGUACAGAUUGCGCUCUACGUGCACGCCCAGCGUCAAGAUAUCGUUCUCUUGGCUGUCAGACUGCUUCGGCAGAUUGCUGAGAGCCCGGCCUUUGUUGCUGUGGACCGCUUUGGACGCCUGAGCUACGUGGGCAAGAUGAACAGGCUUGUUGGCUUGUUGGAAAUGGUCGGCGAAUCUGCUCGGGUCCGUGCGGGCUUCGUCGGGCACCUUGAAGCCCUCGAGACAGGAGAUCCGGACGAUGCCGACACUGCUGAUGCUCUCGAAGCGUCGGGCGGCGACCUCUACGACGUGGAGCAUCCGUCAACAAGCAACACCAGGAAUGCCGUCGCGUCGUCCAUCCUGGACCUUUUGCAAACGUUCACGGCUCAGACUCAACCUUGCCCAAACCUAGCGCACGUCCUCCUCGGCUUCGAUUUGACGACAGCUGGAGCCGGAACGUCAGAUGAGGUGCAGCUGCUCGAUCGGUCCGAUUCGGAGGGGCGUGGGGCUUUGGAGGCAGUCGUCGCGCUCGUGGGCCGUGCACGCGAAGGCGAAAUUGCCUUCGUGGAGCGUUCCCCGCGCCUUGCGGAAAAGUGCUAUGCGCUCCUACACAAUCUUUGCCGCCACUCAUUUACUAGCCCGACCACUCUGCGCUUCUUGAGAUCGCGCAACGACUUCUUCGUGCAGCAGCUGCGAGCACUGAAAUCGGUUCCCGAAGCCGUCGAAUACGUGGCCGAGUCUAGCGGUGACCUGCGAUUUGCCGACGGAGUGAUCGCACGGUCUUCGGCGAACGUUGUGACGAGCUCCCUUCGCAUACAAGCUCAUCUGCUUGAUAGCGCUGCCAUCGAGCUGCACUCCCUUAGCAACGCUGCUCUUGUCGGACCAGCUACGCGUCUGCUCGCCGUGCUGCUGGGCGGUGCCUCAGCAGUCGAUGGUGCGGGUUUCGCUGAAGCGGGUCUCCAAGAUGACGAUGACGACGCCGACCUGUUGCCUGGUGGUUUCAACUCGCAGCACAAGUUGGACGGCACGCCGCGUGCAAGACUUUUAGACCUGCUUCAGGGAAUGGACUUUAAGUGGGAGGAUGAUGGUGAAAAAGACGUUGCCAGUCUCAACGUUCUUGCAACACUCGACAUUUCUCCUGCCGCGAGUCGCGGCCCGGCUGCGGAGACCAAAGAGUUCGAUCUGAAUGCGGUCGUCGGCAUUUUAGCUCAAGCUCGAACAGAGAUCGAGCGACGCGGAGAAUUGGUCGACGCGAGACAGAGGGUCAUUCUGGAGGAUGAGUCCAUCAUCAUUCUCCACUAUGCUCACGCUCGCAACGCACUUCGAGCGCUGAAAACAGCUCGUUUGCAGUCUAUGCAAGCGUGGCGCCAUAUCCUCGACAUGAUCCUAGCACGCUGCGUGCAUCUCCUCAGAGCCGAAGCUCGGGCCUUCGUGCUUUUCGACUGCUUGGGCGCGGUACUGCCAUUACUUGCCGACCCAGGCGCAGAUGCAGAUGCUGCGCGCAAUGAUCUGGCUGCUGGCGCCGUCUUGGGCCUCUUGACGAGUUUGCGCCAGCAUCAACAAUCUGCUGCAGCGACUUCUACUGUGGACCUCAACGCUUCCGAGGAACUUCCUGUGGACCGUCUGAUGGCCACGCUGCGCGCUCUUCUUGCCGCCUUGGUCCGACCCGGAACUACAGCAUCAAGUCGCGGCAACCUUUAUGCCGCGCUCAUCAACUUCUUGCAGCUUGUCAAAUCUACCGCCAAAUCAGGUCCAUCCAAUCAGGUCCGUCAAAGCACCGCAUUUGAUGAAAGCAUGAUGAGCUCGGCAAUCGAAGCGGAUGACACAAUCUCUAUGAUAGGCCCGGAGUCGGUCAUCUGGGAUAGCAAAAGUAACAAGAUCUCCCAUGUCGAAGAGCGCACGCAUGGCAUGAUAUCUUCGCAGCUCGACAGGCUGAUUGCGAUCGUUGCACGGGAUGCGCUUGAUGGCAUGGAGCUUUGGCGUACUGUCGCAUUCACUCUAUGCGACCAGAUUGCCGGAAUCAAGGGUGCGAGGGGUCAAUCCCCGGGGACGAAAGCAUUGCAGAUACUUGAGCGGUUCGGCUAUUUGCGCGCCUUUGCGGCAAGCCUGAAGGAGAUGGACUUGCCUCUGCAAGAGGUGCUCAGGCCUGACCCCACGUCGCUGAACAUCCUAUACGUGUACACCGCGCAGAUGGGCUUUCUGACACGCCUCGCUCAGACUGCAGCUGGAGCCGAGCAGCUUGUAGAUGCUCGCAUCUUUGAUAUCCUUGGUCAGAGCGACUUCUUGGCCAGUCGACCCGAGCAAGACCAAGACUUCGUCGAUAUGGACAGCUUCUUGCCAGCAGCGAUGGAGCGCUUCGACUCUCUUCUUACGCCUGCGCUGCAGCUUUGCGUUAGCAUUCUAUCUGUGUCCAAUGCGAGAGCAUCCACCAUCGGGGACUCCACGAGCAUCUUCUCCGCCUCUAGUCAAGCCUUCCUAUUUCUGGAAAGACAUAGCAGCACACUUGCAAUCGUCUUGAAGGCACCACUCAACGAAGCUACAAGUGUAGCAGCUAUCAAUCAAGCCCAACUGAUCGUUGCGCUACUCGUGUUCUGCCAAAACGCGAAUCAGUCACUAGCGGCCUCAGCCAGCUCUCCGCUAUUCAGCUUCCAUAGCGCGGUACUCGCUCUGGUUGCAGGAUUUCUGCCCAGCUCAGCUUGGUUGGAACGAGUGGUGCCCCACAGCGAAGAGGAACGCGAGAUGGCCAGUCGUCUUGUCAAAGGUACAGAUGGUGCAGAGGAUUCCGACGGAGAGACGGCGUAUAGCAUUGCUGCUCGUCGCGCAGUGUCCCAGCUCGUAAAUUCACUCUUGGCAUACCUGGAGCACGCGUCGUUUCCUCGCACCAGCGCGUCAGACGCAUCUGCACUCGCUACCACGGCUCGACCGGUCCUCACGCCUGUCCUGCGAGUCGAGGCUAGCGAGCCAAGAUCUAGAAGGCCCCGAGUCUCGACGACACAUCCCAGUCUGGGAGCUGCUAUCUCCGCUCUAGAGGAAUCGUCCGCUGCUUUGGUCGACGAGCUGUCUACGAUUGAAAACACGAAACGAAUGCUGAGCGACGUGGAUGCUGUCCAGCUCAAAUACUGGGAUGAGGUCGUCGAAGAUGCGCUCAGGCUCGAUGGCGCGAACGUCGAGCUAGAUGCCAAUCAGCGACGCAGUCUUGGCGUUCGAGAACUCAAACACCGACGCAGAACAUUGCGAGCGUCCGUGCUUCACAAGUUUGACGCGGUCGAAAUGCUCCUAACGCUCUUGUACAGACAUUUCAAGUACUAUUUGGACCUUCCACCUGCUUCGCUGCGCCGCACGCUCGACUUUGACCCUAGUAGGAGCACAACUCGCAGCGUCCCGCUUUUCCGCUCCGGGCGACAAAGUCAAGCUGGAGGGGCUGCAGACUCGACACUGGGUAUUUCAGAGAGGGAAGUGCUGGUCAAGGAAGGCUUGGCACUGAUCACGCUGGCGCUUGAGAAUCUGGAAGUCGUCAUCAAGCAAGCUGAUAGCAAUGGCGAGAUGGACAAGACUAGACUUGGCUUCUUGCAAUUGUCGGGAAGACAGCUGGUCGAAAGUCUGCAUCGAGCCAAUGCCGACCUCGAGUCGAAUGGCAACAUGCGAUGAGGGAAAAAGUCAAAUGUACGUCAUGCUUUCAAUCAAUACUAUUCUCUU